Molecule: messenger RNA, 2500 nt
Organism: Trichobilharzia szidati
Lineage: Eukaryota; Metazoa; Platyhelminthes; Trematoda; Strigeidida; Schistosomatidae
Source: the annotation of a GenBank genome assembly
AUAUUAUGGCGGGUGGACAAGCUGAUCAAGGCCAGAGCGAUGCUCAGCUGAUUCAAGAAGUGGACUCGUUGAAAAGAAAGCUUGAAGAUGAACGCAAUAAGCUUGCGGAUGAAGACUGUUAGUUCUUAUGAAAUUUUAUUUUGCAGUGGUUACUGCCAGCCAACAUCUAGAUGCAGUUCCGUCCCUUAACAUCCGAAUCCGUCGGGUUUUGAAGGGACAUCAGGGAAAAGUAUUAAGUCUUGCUUGGUCUCUGGACAAAAGGCAUAUUGUGAGCUCCUCCCAGGUAAUAGAAUGAUUUUAUUUGUAAACUGCUAGGAUGGGAAAAUUCUGGUUUGGGAUGGAUUUACUACAUCUAAAGAAUAUUCAAUAUCAAUGCCAACAACCUGGGUAAUGUCUUGUGCGUACAGUCCUUCUGGUAAUUUCGUCGCUUGUGGAGGUCUGGACAACAAAUGUACUGUAUACCCGCUGACUUCGGAUGAAGAUCCCAUUCUUAAGAAGAAACUUGUUGCAACUCACACCUCGUAUCUCUCGUCUUGUUUAUUCAACAUAUCGGAUCACCAGCUAUUAACAGGAAGCGGAGACAGUACUUGUGUUUUAUGGGAUGUGGAGUAUGCACAAAUAAUCCAGAGUUUCUAUGGCCAUUCUGCCGAUGUGUUGAGUAUUGCGCUAUCACCGUCAGAAUUCGGAAGAACGUUCGUUUCAGGGAGUUGUGACAGGUGCGCUAAUGUGUGGGAUAUGCGUACAGGACAAUGUGUUCAGGUGUUCCAGGGGCAUGAAUCAGAUGUCAAUAGUGUCCGGUUCUUCCCUAGUGGAGACGCAUUCGCAACAGGUUCAGAUGACGCUACUAUCCGCUUAUUUGACCUGCGUGCUGAUCGUGAAGUUUGCGUAUAUAAGAAAGACAGUGUCAUUUUUGCGUGCAAUGCAGUGGAUUUCUCCCUAAGUGGUCGUUUGCUCUUUGGUGGAUACAGCGACCAUGCUAUGAACAUAUGGGAUGUACUUAAAGGUCAACGUAUUAGCAUUCUUUAUUGUCAUGAAAAUCGUAUAUCUUCUUUACGCGUCAGCCCAGAUGGAACAGCCAUAUGCACUGGAAGUUGGGAUACAACCUUAAGAAUUUGGGCUUGAACAGUGUCAUUACAAAGAAAUUUGUUAAUAUUUGCUAUCUUUACAGCACACAUUUAAUUCAGAUAUUUAGUUGUGAUACACAAGAUCAUGGUAACCUUUCAAAAUGAACACUAUUACGUUUAUACUUUCUUACUGAACUGAAGUAAACCAUAUUUUUCCCUCUGUUAAUUAAUAUUAUUUUUAACUUACAUUUUUCCAUUAUUUUGUUUCCCUUUUUUGUGUUUUCUCAUAAUUUGUGCAAUCAUUUUUGGAUUUUUAUGAUUUGCUCUCUUUCUUCUCUCGUGUAUUUGAUUUCUGAUCAAUGUAUACGUAUUGUUCAACGUACAGCACACACUGAUGAUAAAGUUUUGUCAUUUGAAAUUUAAACAAACAUUUCUGCAUACACCUACUUGAUAUUAUCUAAAAUAAUAGUGCAAUAAUAAUCAUUAACUUUGGUAGUAUUUUACUUUCUUGGUGUAUGUGUUAUAUAUUUUUGUGUUUGUCAUUUCAAGGUAUAAAAACAACAGUUAAAAUAUUCGUUUGACCUGUGUGUUAAUUCAUUUACUUCGUUGUUGUUAUUGAAGUGGUUUUUAUCUGUGAUCCCAAGUUUUAACGUUUUCCAAGAAGAUACUAUGUGUAAUAAGCUUGUUUAUGUUUAAAGUCUUUGCAUUUACUGGAUUUUCUCUUCUUCUUUUAAAAAACCUGGUUUGAUAACUUGAUAAAAUAUUUCUCAUCCUUUGAAUUGCUUAAUAAAGAAAGCCAUUUAUGAAAGUUAUGUCAACUUUCUCGUUAAUUCUGCGCGUAGUGGUUAUAGGUGUAUGUGUGUGUUUUUUCCCAGCGUAGUCCUUUACACUUAGGUGAAGAAAUUUAAGCGAUUGUUUAGUGACAAAUAACUGAAUAAUUGAAAAUGCAUGUUUAAUACUUGGAAAUCAGUUCCUUCAUAUUUGCGACUUAUUUCAUCAUUUGAUUCUUCAUCUGUUGGCAUGAAUUUAUCGUAUAAUUGAUUCAAAAGCUGUUGUGCUGAUUAUAUUCAUUUUUAUGUCUGACUGUGUUAUCCUGUAAAAAAAACAUCAGAAUUUUAUCUCUCACUUUCUCUUCGCUUAGGUGGCAUUUUUCUUUUUGAAAUAAUUUAAUUUCCAUAAAUUAACUCAAUCAUUGACUCAGUGUGUUCGUCUUCAUUUAUAUUUACUGUUGUUUUUAUUAAUUUAACACAAUUGGUUAUACCGUUAUGUAUGGAAUACCACAUUCUUUAUUUUUACUCUAUGUCAAGUCAAACAGUCUUGGAUGGAUUAGUUGGGCUAGAGGAUUUCGAUUAAGUAAAAAAUGCCACUUCAUUUUGUUGUGUGCGUAGGUGCUUGAUCUGUCCAGUGGUAAGAAGGUCUUCUUCCUUCCUUUUCGU